AUGCUGGAGGAGGUAAUCGGACUUACCUUGUCGAUUUGUUCACUUUUUGCCGCGGACAUACCCAAAGUGAGUUCUCGCAACGAAACUUUACCCGAUUAUACAAAUUUCGAACACAGAGAACUUGAGAAUGAUGCACAAGAAAAUUUUAUAAACAAAGAGUUUGACGACGAUAAUUAUAAUGAUGAAUUAUCAAGAGAAGAUCUUGUCGUCAAUUUUUCAAGCCAGAAUACAACAUGCUAUGAUGAUAAUUUGAAAGAAAGUGGAAAAGUUUGGAAGACAUUAUGGAAAUGUUUGUGGACAAAUUUAAAUAUCAUUGUGGCCUCCAUCAUUCCUGUUGCAUUUUGUAUAACGCUUGUUUACGUGGCAAUGAAUACCGCCUACAGCUGUCUGGAAUGGCAGAAUCAUAACAACAAGACAUUACCGUUAUCUGUAAAACGUGCUGAAGUCUUUGGUGUCUGCGUGGAGGCGAUCGUGUUAUAUUUAUGGUUUCCAUUCACAAUGAUGAUAUUAUUUGGAUGGAGGGAAUUCAAAGCAAAGUUUUUAUCAACGGCUUAUGUUGGUGUCAUAUUCGGAGAGUUGGCCGUCAUGUAUCACUUGAUUUCAUUUCAGUUCAAUGUUUACUAUUCACAUAGUUUCUACAGAUAUCCUACAAGUGUCUUAUUUUGUGUUUCGUCAUUAUGCUGCACGUUCGUGAUUCUUAGCAACAUCCGUAUUGGUAAACCUUUCAUCCCUUAUUCCAAUUGUCACAUUGCAGCGCUUGUUCUUGUGGAAUUUAUCUUUUGUGCUUUACUGGCAUAUCUCAACAUGUCUCUAAUUAUCCCUGGGUUUAAUAGAGUUCGUCAAAAUUUAUAUAAAUUCCUGAUUGCAACCUCCUCACCUCUGGUAGCGUUUAUUCCUACUGCACUGUGUAGGCAUAUGGCGUUGAGAAGAAGUUCCGAAGUUGUUCAUCCAGGGCGUAGUUUUAUCAUGGUUUCUAUGAUCCGAGGUGGCGUUAUAUUCGUUUAUAGAACAAUGCAGACAGACUUUAAAAAUAUUUGGAUUUUUAUUGGUCUUUCAUUGUUUUCAUCGGUUUUGAACUUUUUGAAAAAGGCAACAAAACAAAUUCGUUUCAAAAUGUGGAAACGAAUUGUUUCAGCUUUGAACAAAUUACAAUGUUGUCAAAGACUACAAAUUUUACCUAGAGGUACACCCCAUUCCAGACGAUUAAGAGCUGACCUAGAAAUUCAAGAUAUACUUUUUGAAUACAACACUCUUGUUUUGAGUCAGGCGUACAUUGUUUCAUAUCAGCUUCAAAGUUUUGACAUCUCCACAGAACCAUUACUCUACGAGUUCCUGAAAAGAAUUGCGAUUGGGAUUUUAAUAGAUUUCAUCUUUAACUGUCUAACCAACUUUGUGCAAAUGUGUUAUUACAACAUUCCCAUUGGUCGCGUGUGGAAGAAGUACUGGAAACGACAUUUGUUGGCAAAUUUAAUUAUCGUGUUGGUAGUUAUCGCUUAUUUUGGUCGAGGUUUAGAAUCCGUGUUUCGCUCACGUUUUGAAGAAACUGGAGAGAGUUCUGUAAAGUACGUGAUUAGGAACUGUUCGUUGUUUUAGUUUUUGUCGACUUGUACUAAUUGGAUUUGAGGUAAACGUGAUUCAUGCUACUGUUGCGUUCUUAUGAUGAAAUGUUUGCUAGUCUUUGUAUUUCAUAAUGGUUUUUGCCGUUUCCAUUUCUGGAGCUAUUGUUAAUUUUUGUAUUGCUCUAUGCUCUGCAGUUUGUUACAGGCUGCACAAA
This is a messenger RNA of Xenia sp. Carnegie-2017, 1774 nucleotides long. RefSeq lists its product as uncharacterized. NCBI's taxonomy places the organism in Eukaryota, Metazoa, Cnidaria, Anthozoa, Malacalcyonacea, Xeniidae. The record is from RefSeq and is a predicted model, not a curated record. The coding region runs from base 1 to 1593 and encodes 530 amino acids. The transcript has a single exon.